GUUUUUUGUUUCAUGGAUCAACACGUCUUACACGGCCCAUGGAUGACAAUCAUUACUAUGAACGCACAUAAGGGAUGAAUACAGCCUUAAAUCCUCCCUUUCAGUCUUGCACAGGUGUACCGGCUCCUCCCCAUCCAGUCUUGCACAGGUGUACCGGCUCCUCCCCUUCAGUCUUGCACAGGUGUACCGACUCCUCCCCUUCAGUCUCUUGCACAGGUGUACCAGCUCCUCCCCUCCAGUCUUGCACAGGUGUACCGGCUCCUCCCCUUCAGUCUUGCACAGGUGUACCGGCUCCUCCUCUUCAGUCUUGCACAGGUGUAUCGGCUUCCUCCCCUUCAGUCUUGCACAGGUGUACCGGCUCCUCCCCUUCAGUCUUGCACAGGUGUAGCAGCUCCUCCCCUUCAGUCUUGCACAGGUGUACUUGCUCCUCCCCUUCAGCCUUGCACAGGUGUAGCAGCUCCUCCCCUUCAGUCUUGCACAGGUGUACUUGCUCCUCCCCUUCAGUCUUGCACAGGUGUACCGGCUCCUCCCCUUCAGUCUUGCACAGGUCUUGGUGUACCGGCCCCUCCCCUCCAGUCUUGCACAGGUGUACCGGCUCCUCCCCUUCAGUCUUGCACAGGUGUACCGGCCCCUCCCCUCCAGUCUUGCACAGGUGUACCGGCUCCUCUCCU
Messenger RNA from Staurois parvus, 671 nucleotides. Lineage: Eukaryota; Metazoa; Chordata; Amphibia; Anura; Ranidae. The record is from the annotation of a GenBank genome assembly.